AGCCGCUCUCCCCGCAGUUGCACCUCAACUGCCGAUUCGGCCCCAUGUUGGGGUUUGCAACAAGAACCGGCAUCAAAUUGCACCUGGCUAACCUGGUUCAUGGCAAACUGCGAUGAAAGCAUCUCACCCGGCUUACGUCCGUCAAGGCGAGGAGACUAUUUAAGCUAGCAUCAAGCCUGUUAGACCAUAGGUGAGCGAUGCAUGUACGCAAAGAGUUGGCCCAAGCUACACGUGGACUUGUUAGGAGUGGAAGUAUUAUGCGCAGCUUCAUCACAGACGCACCCAGCAUAUAUCCCCGUGUGUACAAGGAAUCGCAGGGACCCAAAGACACCAGUCCGGAGUCAUGACCCGGCUGCUGCCUCAUUUCUUCUGCCCCUCGACGAAAUUCAGCGCCUCCUCGGUUGGAACGCAGUCAAUCGUGCUCGUCUUGUUGUGGAAGGUCACGCCAUAACACUUGUCAGCGACAUGGACAAUCUCCGGCCGGAACGUGGUACAGAUGAACUGCGUCUUCUGCUCUUUGGAAAUGCUACUGAGCAGGCUCGCCACGGCCGUCCGGUACUGCGCGUCCAGAUUGGCGUCGACCUCGUCAAAAAUGACAAAGGGGCUCGAUUCGGCAGCCUGGAGGGCAAAGAUGAGGCAGAGGGCGCACAAACCUAUCAAGGUAAAUUGUUAGACAAGGUGCAACUUGGUGCUCGAAACUGGGGAAAUGGCUCUCUACGCCCGUUGUUGGUUCUUCAUCAGAUUCGUCGUUAUUGCGGUUCUUGCUGCGGUCGGCUCUGCGCUGGAUAACAAGGCGCCCGUGCCCGGCGGGUACAAGCUUCUCAAAAAUGGUCGCAAAUUCCUUCGAGACCUGCUUGAAUGUUCGUUCAAUAGCCUCAUCCUUCUCUUGGUCCAGAUGCUCGAUCAGCGCCUCAAUGGAAGCUUGCGAAGUAUCA
Molecule: messenger RNA, 935 nt
Organism: Canariomyces notabilis
Lineage: Eukaryota; Fungi; Ascomycota; Sordariomycetes; Sordariales; Chaetomiaceae
Exons: 3
Coding region: 202-789 (195 amino acids)
Source: RefSeq, a predicted model, not a curated record